Molecule: messenger RNA, 764 nt
Organism: Medicago truncatula (barrel medic)
Lineage: Eukaryota; Viridiplantae; Streptophyta; Magnoliopsida; Fabales; Fabaceae
Product: agamous-like MADS-box protein AGL80
Exons: 1
Coding region: 27-716 (229 amino acids)
Biological process (GO): positive regulation of transcription by RNA polymerase II
Molecular function (GO): DNA-binding transcription factor activity, RNA polymerase II-specific; protein dimerization activity; RNA polymerase II cis-regulatory region sequence-specific DNA binding
Source: RefSeq, a predicted model, not a curated record
CAUUGUCUUUUGUUCUUGUCACAACCAUGACUAGAAGAAAAGUUAAACUUGCCUUCAUUGUGAAUGAUGCUGCAAGGAAAGCAACAUACAAGAAAAGAAAGAAGGGUCUAUUGAAAAAGGUUGCUGAACUUAGCACCCUUUGUGGAAUCGAUGCAUGUGCCAUGGUUUAUGGCCCUUAUGAGCUUCAACCUGAGAUUUGGCCAUCACCAGAAGGGGUCCAAUCUGUGCUCUCAAAAUUCAUGGCACUGCACGAGUUCCAAAAGUGCAAGAAAAUGAUGAACCAAGAAACUUUCUUGACACAAAGUGUUUUGAAGGCUGAAGAGAAACUAAAGAAACAAAGAAAAGAAAAUAGGGAACAAGAGAUGACAAUAAUCAUGUCUCAAUGUCUCAAUGAAGGUAGAGUUGUGCACGACAAUAUGUCAACAAUGGAUAUGAGUUAUCUUGCUUGGUUGAUUGACCAUAAAUUGAAGGACGUUGCUAGACGUUUGGAAGCAUGGGAUAACAAUGAUCAAAAUCAAAUCAUGGCUAUUCAAAACAAAGUCCAACUCGAAAUGGCGGCAACAGUACCACCACCACCACCUCUAGCACCAUCUAUUAAUAAUGAUGACAUUAUGCAAAGUCAAUUAUUGAUGGACUCAAUGGUGGCUGGUAAUGUGACAGAGACAGUGCCAUUUGGUGAGGUCAAUUCUGGAGUCUGGUCUGAUUUACUUCCUUGAAAGAAAUCAUGUAUUUUUUUUUCCAUUUAUUUUAGUAGUGAUUUGAGC